GCGGCUCCACCGCCGCUCCCCUCCCGCCGGCCCCCCGCCGGGCGCGGGCUUUAAAUGCGGGACGGUGAGGCGCCUGUGGAUUUUCCUGGCGCUCAGGCAACCGCUGUCAUGGUUGAGGCAUUCUGCGCGACGUGGAAGCUGGCGGACAGCCACAAUUUUGACGAGUACAUGAAGGCGCUGGGAGUGGGGUUUGCGAUGCGGCAGGUGGGGAACGUGACCAAGCCCACGGUGAUCAUCAGCAGCGAGGGGGACAAAGUCGUGAUCAGGACUCAGAGCACUUUCAAAAACACAGAAAUCAGCUUUAAACUGGGCGAGGAAUUUGAUGAAACUACCCCCGACGACAGAAACUGCAAAUCAGUUGUGACCCUGGAUGGAGACAAGCUAGUGCAUGUACAGAAAUGGGAUGGCAAAGAGACAAACUUUGUAAGAGAAAUAAAGGAUGGCAGAAUGGUAAUGACUCUUACCUUUGGUGAUGUGGUGGCUGUUCGCCACUAUGAGAAAGCAUAGAGUUCACCUUACCAGAUGUUACAUCUAAUGGAUGGAUUAAUGUACUGUCCAUAACUGAAAGUAGCUUAAAUGUACAUUUCUGACAUGAAAGGUUAAUAAAGACUUUUUCUCUGGGGGGAGUAUUUUUUUUUUAAAGAAGCUUUUAGCCAUCAAAUUGGCAAGCUUUUGCUGUAUAUUGCAACAAGUUAAAGUUUGCAUAAAAACUCUGAAACAUUUGUGUUGGCUUUUUUUUUUUUAAUACAGUAAAUGAAAUAUAUUUGAGUUGUUUUGGAAUGGAG
Messenger RNA from Phasianus colchicus (ring-necked pheasant), 785 nucleotides. RefSeq names its product fatty acid binding protein 7 (gene FABP7). Gene Ontology annotation, molecular function: lipid binding. NCBI's taxonomy places the organism in Eukaryota, Metazoa, Chordata, Aves, Galliformes, Phasianidae. The record is from RefSeq and is a predicted model, not a curated record.